CGCGCAGCUGAUGAGAGGGCAUACUUUCAGACCUCCACAUACUCGCACAGGGACUGCUUGUCUUGAGUAAGCACGGCUCUCUGGAGGCAACACAUACUCGCAGUGGUGUAGAAGCAAUAGUACUGCAGUCGGCCUCCUCCUACUACUAGCACUACUUCUCCCAUAGAGUGAUGAACCUGUUACUUGUACUAGAAUUCGACCAAGACCGACCGCUCUGCUUUUGCCUUGUCUACGUACUUGCUUACAUUCACCUACUGGAUGGAUUGAGUUGACGAUGUAGCUUAGCUCUCCAUUCAGUUGACCUCAGAGUGGAGGCUGCCGAGAAUGUGUGAAUUUGCCGUGGCCCUGACAAUUGGCUGAUAUCGCAAAUUGGAUUGACAUAUAGAGGGAUCCUUAUGUCUGUUCAAUGAGUUGACAUUGUGUGUCGUUUCGCGAGUGUGCCUGUGUGCUCGUGGUGUGUGUGUGUAUGUGUGCUCUUGCGUUCGGAACAUUGGAACAUUAUAUAGCACCACCACCACAAUCAUCAUCAUCAUCAUCAUCACACCAUCACCACCACCACCUUCAACAUGUUGAUCAAGGAGUAUCGGAUCCCUCUACCCAUGACGGUAGAGGAAUAUCGUAUCGCUCAACUUUACAUGAUUGCCAAGAAGAGCCGAGAAGAGUCAAAGGGCACCGAGUCGGGAGUGGAGAUCAUGGUAAAUGAGCCGUACACGGAUGGGCCCGGUGGAUCUGGACAAUACACGCACAAGAUCUAUCACGUGGGCUCCCAUCUGCCCGGGUGGUUCAAAUCGCUCUUGCCCAAAUCCGCUUUGACAGUUGAGGAACAAGCUUGGAACGCGUAUCCGUACACUAAAACAAAGUUCACCUGUCCGUUUGUUGAGAAGUUCUCACUCGAAAUAGAAACCUAUUAUACUCCCGACGGAGGCCAUCUCGAGAAUGUGUUCAACUUGACGGACUCGGAAAAGCGAAAUCGAGUCGUGGACUUGAUCGAUGUCGUCAAAGAUCAAGAUGGCACGGAAUUUGAAGACCCGGUUGCUGAAGAUCCCACCGUGUACGUAUCGGAGAAGACAUUGCGGGGUCCGUUGUCCGAGGACUGGAUUGAGGAAUAUUGGUCCGAAUGCAAAGGCAAAGUCCAACCCACCGAGACUGGGAAGAGCAUCAUGUGCGCCUAUAAGCUUUGCAAGGUCGAGUUUCGGUAUUGGGGAAUGCAGUCCAAAAUCGAGAGAUUCAUCCACGAUGUGGCUCUACGCAAGACCAUGUUGAAGGCCCAUUUACAAGCCUGGACUUGGCAGGAUGAAUGGUUUGGACUGACUAUGGAGGACAUUCGCACCAUCGAGAAAGAGACUGCGGAACUUCUGAAGCGAACCAUGCGAGGCGAGCUCGAGGAAGGAGAGGAACACUUGGAAGAGGAUGCCAAUAAGUCUGCCAGCAACCCCAAUGGAAGUAAUAAUUUCUCAUCGGAGAGUGCCAACAAUCCUGGGAUGGCAGCCACUUUUAGCAGCAUCGAAUACUCGGAAAAAGAUGUGCUCAAUAUCAUUCCAAAGGGAACUGAAAUGAUGCCCAGACGAUCGAUCUGUCUGAGCGAAGAGGACCAGAGCAAAGUCUCGGCGGCCUUGGCCCCUUCCAAUUCGCUUCAUGCCACAUUGGCACCCACGCUAAGCCGAUCCAAGUCCAUGAAUGCGCCGCCCACCAACGCCUCCGCCAUGAGUGUCAUCAGUGCUGUGAGUAAACCCGGUCGCGGGGUGAUGAGCCAGCCCGAGGGUGAGGGUGAAAGUGAAAGUCCCGGAGUGGACUCCGACCGCGAGGACGACGAGUUCUUCGAUUGUCGAGAGAACCUGGACGACACCUCGUCCUUGGCCAAGUGGAGCUCCAUGGAGCUGUCACCCUUCUAUGAGAACCAAUUGGACCAAUCGGCCGCCACUUCCCGCCAUUUGCAUCAGACCACAUUGUCUCAAUUGGACCCGAACGGCUCCCAACACCACGUUACCUUUCGGCGAGUUCAGUCCAUGCGUGAAACCACGCCCAGCUCGUCUUUCGAUGGAAAAUACGCCAACCGACCGGCCAUUGACGUGGCCGACUUUGGCUCUGGCGGUCUCUUGGGCUCCGGUGAGCCCUGCUCGACCACCGUUCUCAUCUUGGUGGCCCAUGGGGGCAGUGUAUUGGACCUGAGCUUGGACACCUCGGUUCGAAAGUCGGAUGUGACGACGUUUCGAGGGGCCUUCGAGUCCAUCAUGCGGGCUCACUAUCCUGGCCUGGUGGGUCACGUCGUGAUAAAGUGUGUUCCCUGUCCAGGCAUUUGCACGGAAGCAUUGGCCAUUCUUUCCAGUCUCAGUCCUUACAGCUUUGACGUAAAUCCGGUGAGCGACACAUCCUUUGGAGUUUCACACGAUCAUCUACCCGUGGGGACCAUCCCAUUGUUUGCCACCGCUUCAUCUCCGGAAUACUCGGGUCACUUGGCCAAGUUCGUUUUGGAGUGCAAUCGGGUCUAUCACGACUUUCUGCAAUCCGAGGAGGGUGCGGGAUUUUGCGGGCAAGUUUGCCUGGUGGGCGAUUCCAUUGGUGCCAUUCUUUCGUAUGAUGCCUUGUGUGGAUCAAGUGUGAAAAGGGCUUCGAGUGAUGGCAGCAUCAACGAGGAGACAGCUUACGUCAAUCACAUGGAAUUGGGAUCAGCUUCAGCCUCGCAACCGUCAGGCGGUUCCAGAUUGUCGGCCCCACCUCAUACCCCCAGUAGAAAGUCGUCGAAUCCCCAGCAAACAGAAUCAUUGGGCCUCGAAGGAAUGGGUCCCCGGUUGGACUUUGACGUCAGCGACUUCUUUGCAUUUGGGAGUCCCUUGGGCAUUUUAUUAGCUUACCGAAAAAUACAACAGGCUGCAUUUGAUGCCAACACUGCUUACCAACAUCAACAUCUACUUCAGCAACAGCAAUCCCGCUCCUCCUCUCGACACUCGUCGCUUCCGCCCCCUUCCAUUCCCCCGCCCAUUCCUCGUCCUGCAGUUCAUCAAAUGUACAACCUGUUCCAUCCGUCAGAUCCAUUAGCUUGCCGAGUAGAGCCUUUGCUCUCCGCUCGAUUCUCACGUGUACCCCCCGUCAAUGUUCCGAGAUAUCAAAAGUAUCCUAUGGGCGAUGGUCAAAGUUUGUCUUUGAUCGAGUUCAUUCAACUUAAUCCUGGCUUAUUCAGCAACUCAGAAACCAACAGCCGACCUAAUACGCCAGGUCGUCAUCAUCACGGAUCAGCGGGUUUGUCUCGCCGAGUCUCUGAAGAGAGCAUUCUUUCGGGCAUCUUUGAUACUCAACAGAUUCACACCAUCAACGUACUUAAACCCAAAUGGUGGGGCUCCAGAAGGAUCGACUUCGCCCUUUAUUGUCCCGAGGGAUUGGCCAAUUUCCCGACCAACUCUUUGCCGCAUCUUUUUCAUUCGAGCUACUGGGAAUCCGUGGACGUGAUUUCCUUCAUCUUGAGGCAAUUGGUUCGAGGUGAUGCUUCACUCAGCUCCCUUCAGUGGGGCAGCCAACAAACGGUGGCGUCAGACCUGAAAAUAUUCACUCCCAAUCAGCCCCGGGAGAAGUGGAACAAGAAGCGGACCUCCGUCAAAAUUAGGAAUGGCGCUCCCAAUCACCGAGCUAAUGACGUGAUUGUGAAAGAGGGGUCCCCACAGACCAUGACUGCUCGGUUUUCGUAUGGUCCUUUGGACAUGGCGGCUUUGACGGGCGAGAAAGUGGAUGUUCACAUCAUGAAAGAGCCUCCAGCUGGUGACUGGAUCUACGUAUCCACAGAGCUCACCGACAAAUCUGGUCGCGUGACGCUGACUCUGCCGCGGGCUCACAUGAUGGGCUACGGAAUCUACCCCAUCCGCAUGCUGGUUCGGGGCGACCAUACCAUGAUGCACAUGUAUCUGGCUGUGGUUCCUCCCAAAACAGAAACUGUGGUAUUCUCGAUUGAUGGAUCAUUCGCAGCCAGUGUCUCCGUCACGGGCAAAGACCCGAAAGUGAAACCAGGGGCGGUGGACAUCGUUCGUCACUGGCAGGAAUUGGGCUACGUAAUUGUCUAUGUGACUGGUCGACCGGAUAUGCAACUCCAACGCGUCGUCUCCUGGUUGGCCCAACAUAAUUUCCCCCAUGGAUUGGUCUCGUUUGCCGACGGCUUCACCACUGAUCCCCUCAGGCACAAAGCCGAGUUCUUGAAAGGCUUGGUCCAUGACCAAGACAUUGUUAUUCAUUGCGCCUACGGAAGUACAAAAGACAUCGGUGUUUACUCGUCGCUUGGAAUGAAGGCCGACCAGAUCUACAUCGAAGGCAAAGCCUCGAAGAAGCUCCACGGACAGGCCACUUUCCUAACCGACGGCUACGCGGAUCACCUGGCUAAACUAACGGCGCAUGGGGGAUCUCGACCAGCUCAGGGCAACGCCCGAAUGGUGAUUCACAAGACUAGUUUUGGUCUGCCUGGACAAAACGUGGGACUCGUUCGUAGGAGGACAAUGAGGGCCAAUGCCAAAAGGACCACAUCAUAUCCUUUGAACAACAAUGCUCCACCCGGCCAGGCUCAAGAAGAGACUAGUCGAUUGUUCUUGAAACCGGUUAACUUUCCUGGAUCACGUCAACGAGUCAGUUUUUGAGUCGACGUUGAACAAUUUGGAUGAACCAGGCCAAAUUUCUUGUCUCGAGUCCAAUUCCGGUGAUGGGCGUUGCUUGGAAUCAACAAACUCGGUGAUAAAAUUUCAUGAAAAUUGAAUAACAUGCCAGUCAACCCCGCACUUUCCCCUCCUUUGCAAAUUUCACGUUUUACAAAGAAAAGUCGAUUUUUAGUAAUUUACCGUGUAACGCAUACUUCUUUUCGUUUCCCAUUCCUUCUCAGUCGUUCUUGAUGAGGCCAAAGCCGGAUUUUCAUUAGAAUGUUAGAAACAUUACAGUCUCACUUCAAUGCACUCAUGUGUUUGAUGUUUUUAGAAAUAUAUCCGUAACCUCCGCUUA
Messenger RNA from Tigriopus californicus, 4968 nucleotides. It is a transcript of the gene rdgB, whose product is annotated as protein retinal degeneration B-like. Gene Ontology annotation, molecular function: phosphatidylcholine binding; phosphatidylinositol binding; phosphatidylcholine intramembrane carrier activity. The record is from RefSeq and is a predicted model, not a curated record. Bases 567 to 4613 code for a protein of 1348 amino acids. Gene Ontology annotation, cellular component: cytoplasm. Gene Ontology annotation, biological process: phospholipid transport. Lineage: Eukaryota; Metazoa; Arthropoda; Copepoda; Harpacticoida; Harpacticidae. The transcript has 13 exons.